Messenger RNA from Diospyros lotus (date-plum), 604 nucleotides. RefSeq lists its product as uncharacterized. The coding region runs from base 171 to 392 and encodes 73 amino acids. The record is from RefSeq and is a predicted model, not a curated record. The transcript is spliced from 3 exons. NCBI's taxonomy places the organism in Eukaryota, Viridiplantae, Streptophyta, Magnoliopsida, Ericales, Ebenaceae.
CAAACCUUUUAAGGCCCCAAAAGUUACAUGCUCCACCAGGGCACUUCCAACACACGCUGCAGUGUUGAGUUCCGGUAGCUUUGAUCCGUUAUUGGUUUCGCCGGCAAUCGCCACCGUUAGGGCUCCGAUCACACCUGAUAACAGCUUCUUUGCUAGCUUCAGCAAUCUUGAUGUCAAGGACACGCAAUGCUAUCGUUGCCACGGGCUUACUAGCUUUUGCAGGUGCAGGCUUAGUAUUCCCCUUCUACAUGGCGUCCAGGUCAUCCAAGGCGAAACCUGUGAUUGACUCGUCAAAGGCACUACCACCGCAGGCAACUUUCCGAGGGCCUUACAUCAAUACUGGUUCACGGGAUAUUGGACCUGAUCAUCGAACUUACCCGAAGAAACAGUAAUUUUGUGAAGAUAGUAACUACUAUUUGUGGGUGGAUAUGGAAGUUGAUUGCAGUGAGAAAGUAUUGAAUCUCUGCUGUUUGGCUCCGCCAGAUGUGGAAGUGAAUUGUGAGAAAGCAUGCCACCAGUUCUAUCUAUUAUUAGUGCCAAAGGUCCAGAUGCUUCCUCUUGUUGUAUGUGAGCGUGUUGCAGAUGGACGAGACUACUGGGGGGG